AGUUAAGAACAUAGAGUAGAGUGAUUGGACUUACAAAGUGGUUGUCCUUUGUGAGUGUUUUCAUGAGUUGCUUCAGUUUCAUGUUGAAAACGCGGCAAACUAUAUCCGCACGAUCCUCUGCCCUCUGUCCAGGGAUAUAUUCUAGCAUUUUCCUUCUGGCCAAUUUGAGUUUGCACAUCACAUACAUUUCUGAAUAUAUCUGUUCGAAAAGUAUCUUGCUUGGAACGAAAGUAGUUUAGACGCUCCUCCUCAAUUGCAGUAUAUGCGUCUACGACAUAUUGUUGGGACAGUCUGCCUCCAAAUAAAUGUGUUACACCUUCAGUGAGCCGUUGCUGAAUGCGAUAAACAUAGAAUUCCUGCAUGGUCAUGAAUUUCCGGGUCACAUUCAAUCUGGAAUCGGGUUUAUAGAAGGUGUAACUGGUACUCUUGUUCCUUGUCUAUUUUCAUUCUGUCUUGCCAUGCGAAACACUUGUGCCAAGCAAUUUUCCUUGUCUAACAUAUGCAUAAUGACUACCACAAUGUCUGGAUCUAGUUUAGACUGUGGUUUGUCUUUUGUCAAUGAAUUGAUCCUGCUGUGUACUUCUGAAGAGUGGUCGUCAUACAUAUACAAUUGGAGGAAUUUAUGGGGUUUCUUACUUUGAGGCAUUAAUGAUCCUAUUUGAUGGCUUUAAUCCUUCGAGUUUGAUUCGUCCCUCCAUGCAGCAUAAUGAAAAGGUGGGUGGCCUGUUUUGAUAUCUGGAGUUAUUCAGUUCUUCUUUCCACAUUAUGGCAUGAUAAUGCUGGCAUAGCUCUGUUGGAUUUGACAAAGCCGUAUAUGUUAAUUCCCCACCUGUAUCUGUAUCAUGUAACAUGGAUAUUUGUUAUACUUGUGUCAUAACUGGGGUUUUUUAAAUUUCAAUAAAAACAUGCUUACUUUGCAGGUUUGAGUUUUUUACUCGGUCAGGUUCUUUACGUCGAUGGCCUGUUCAUUUGUGUACGUUAGGAUAUAAAUUUAAAUACUGUAUUAUUAGGAUGAAAGAGUGUAUACAAAAAUGGUAGCACCUUGUUUUCUUUCGUGGGAAGUGCUUGUAUGGCCUGUUCUGUCCAUUUCAUCUGUGGCCUGCCUUUUACGCUGAAUAAUAAGUUUGCGCCGCUUACGUGCUUCCGCUGGUGUUUGUAUGAAUUGGCAGUGUAGUCGUCCUCCAUGUUUGGAAAUCACGCCUGUAUGUUUUGCAUAUUGGUUGUGUGAUGUUUUUAGUAUGUAUGGAAUGUAUUGGGUUAUAUUUUUUUCAAUGCUUACAGGAAAUGUUUGCUAUCCAUAUUCCAUUUCAGUUACAAAUAAAUAAAGUUAUAAUCAGGGGUUGAAUAGUAGCAAUUAAUGUGUGUUUGAUUAUUAACUUUAUUUUAGUAUAGUCAUAUAAUAAGUAUAUUGUGGCUUUUAAAAUUCUUUCAGGUGUGCUCUCCUGUUAUUAUUUUUUAAAGUAGGGAUGAUGAUUGGUUGUAUCCUUCAUCUCAGAUAUGUGAUGAGACUGCAGCAGAGACGGCGAACAGCAUAGGCGUGCGUACAAUAUCCAAACUGUUAAAAAGGAACUAAAAUAGGCAAUUUAAAAUAUACAUAGAGAAGCUAAUUUUCUUAGUGAAUGUUUAUUUUUUUGUCAUUGAUGUGUUGAUGAGGUUUAAGUUGGAGUUGAAUAAUAAAUAUUUCAAUGAUCU
Messenger RNA from Cuscuta campestris, 1692 nucleotides. The record is from the annotation of a GenBank genome assembly. Lineage: Eukaryota; Viridiplantae; Streptophyta; Magnoliopsida; Solanales; Convolvulaceae.